AUGGGCGAGUUGCUGUUCUUGACCCUCUGCUGGGCACACCAUAGGCGACCAGGCGGGUAUAGGCCACUGCUCCGCGCGCCAGAGAUCGACUUGCUCGUCUUUCGGGGCAUGUAUCCUACGCCAGGUAGGCCUGGCUCCCCGCUGUUGGUAGCUCCUCCCCAGCUCCACGGCAAGGAGCGCAUGAAGCAGAUCAAACGCCACGCGCAGGCGCGCGUCAAGCAGUGGCGCGAGAAGGCACUGCGCAAGGCGCAGACCGCCGUGGACGCGGUCAGAGAGCAGGGUGGCGAGGCCGCCCUGGCUCUAGAGAUUUACUUCAGCAGCAGGAGAGACUGGUAG
Fulvia fulva is the source of this 336-nucleotide messenger RNA. RefSeq lists its product as uncharacterized. Bases 1 to 336 code for a protein of 111 amino acids. NCBI's taxonomy places the organism in Eukaryota, Fungi, Ascomycota, Dothideomycetes, Mycosphaerellales, Mycosphaerellaceae. The record is from RefSeq and is a predicted model, not a curated record. The transcript has a single exon.